CAGAAAUGAAGCUGUGAUCUAUUCCACUCACAGCGGCGGGACCUCUCAGGCACGCACCAACACUAGAAUGGUUGUUCCCCGGAAAUGUCGGCCCAACCUCUUCCACGUCUGUCUAUUACUGUGUGCAACUGGAGCGGUUUUGGGAGAGUUCCAGCUGGAGCCGUUAAAUUUAACAGUGCUUCAAGGCUGUGAUGCAAGAUUCAACGCCACUGUAAAAGGAACCUGGAAUUUUAUGACCUGGACUGUCGGAGGAUUGUUGGUGCUCAAUUUCAACAUCAACGGUGACAUGACCUCGUCCUCAGAGCAGUUCUCUGCCAGGUUCUGCUCCCGUGACACCAGCUGUGUGGAAUUGACCAUCCAUAACGUCGCCCGCAGUGAGGAUGCCAGCCUUGUCAUGUGCAGUGUGUCCGGGUCUUAUGGCUCCAAGACGGCCCAGCUUCACGUACAAGAGAGCGGUACGGUCAACAUCAAGGGAGAAAACGUGACGGUGGUGCAGCAGGGCCAGCAGGUGGAGAUACAGUGUGUCACAUCUGCUUGGUUCCCAAUCCCAACUGUCAGGUGGACACAAAAUGGCCAAGCUGUGAGCAGCAGUCUGCAAAACACUACCAGCAUGGCCGAUGGGGAUACAUUCAACUCCUCGAGCAUCCUGAAGUUCCAGGCAGACAGAAACACCACGGUGGAGUGUCAGGCCACUGUGUCGUCACUAACAAGCCCCCUAUUCAGCUCUGUCUUCUUGGUGGUUGUUCCCAGCCCCCCUGACUGGACCGUGCUGAUAGCCGUGGUCGUGUCCAUCGGAGGUCUUGCUCUGCUGGUUUUGCUCAUCCUCGGAAUUAUCUUUUGCUACAAGCGCAGCAAAGAAAAACAAUCCAAUUACCAGGAUGAAAUGAGUAGAAGAGUGAGGAUACACAGCCAGAUGAGCGGUGGCAAUGCAGCUGAACAGAGACAGGGUCGAGAGAACGCAGGAUACGUGCCAGAGGGUACAACUAGUAAUACACAAACACGCCUUCCUCCCAGCACACUCAGUGACAGUGUUUUUUCCCAGGAAAACGGCUUCAAAGUGUCUGAGGUGGCUGAUGAUGUGAACACUAACCAGGCGAGAAAUGGCUACAGUGGCACCCACAUCACAGUGGGUGAAUCAGGCGUCAGGAAACACAGACACGUCACCAUCGUGUGAGAAGAGGACUGAAACGUUUCUGGAACAGCUUAAAGCUUUGUAGGAUAUAUUUUAUAUUCCUCCUCAAUAACAGCAUCAUCGCAAGACCAUGGACAGUUAAGGCUUUAUUAGCACUACCGGUUCUAGUUGUUCUCGACUGACCGCCCAGAGGCCAUAUUUAUGUUGAAUUGCUAUUAUAGUUCAAGCCAUUAAGUCACGUACUUGUAUUGAUGUGUUCAAGACAAAUAUUCAAAAGGGACCAUUAUAAAAUGACUUUGUUCCACCACAUCUGUAAGUGUCUUAAAGUGUAAGUCCUUCCUAUGUUUCUCUGCUCGGUAUCCUAUUUAGAUGGGAUAAUGUUGUAAGCAAUUAAACCUUUAACAUACAGUGUUUGAAUGGUCCCUAUGAAGAACAUUUCCCAUGAAUGAAUUGUUAGAUCGUCCUAAAAUUUCUUUUUCUCUUUUUGGUUAAUAUAAUUAAUUAAAGGUGCUCAAUUUGGAAUUCAAAGCCAAAAGAAAAACUCACAGGCACGAAAGGAAUGCACUGACAGCCUGGAUUUGUCAACAGGGCUUUGAGAUAUUAUAUAUGGUCAUAAAUGAAUUAUCCCGAGAAUAGAUGACAAAAGGUCGACGCAGUUGGUUAUAGAGGCUGGAAAUGGUUGGAAGUCACUGAUCCAUCUAUCAUGAAAAUGCUUACAUAUAUCUUG
Messenger RNA from Pungitius pungitius (ninespine stickleback), 1859 nucleotides. RefSeq names its product immunoglobulin superfamily, member 5a (gene igsf5a). The transcript is spliced from 9 exons. Bases 68 to 1174 code for a protein of 368 amino acids. The record is from RefSeq and is a predicted model, not a curated record. NCBI's taxonomy places the organism in Eukaryota, Metazoa, Chordata, Actinopteri, Perciformes, Gasterosteidae.